Musca domestica (house fly) is the source of this 1284-nucleotide messenger RNA. RefSeq lists its product as uncharacterized. The record is from RefSeq and is a predicted model, not a curated record. The coding region runs from base 1 to 1284 and encodes 427 amino acids. The transcript is spliced from 4 exons. NCBI's taxonomy places the organism in Eukaryota, Metazoa, Arthropoda, Insecta, Diptera, Muscidae.
AUGGUAAAUGGUUCCGAGGACAUGUUGUUCUAUAUUGCCCCAGGCGCAAAACGAACUAGAUCCAAUCGAAACAAAUAUCAAUUGUAUAGAAAUGAUGCACUACAAGAUUUCGAUGGAACACGGUUCUUUCCACAAGUGAUCGUAAUAAAUACAGACAGUGCUACAACACCGAGACCCUCACCGCCAGUAUCAAUACAACCACCCUCACCGCCACCACCACCGCCACCAAAUGGAACAUCACCGCCUCCUCCACCCACAACGACUGGAACACCACCCGGAUCACCACCUGCGCCACCACCUCCGGCAGCUCCAGCACCACCCACACCUGUAGUUGCAACACGCCUAGGACCAAAUCGCUUGAGUGUAAUCAACAAUGCCGCCGCAACAAAUAAUAAUCCCCUCAAUGGAACUUUUAUUAUUUUAAGUCAACAAAAUUCACAGAAUCUGGAUUCGGAUAGUUUAGCAUACCUGCAAUGGCUUCAAUUACAAGCGCUCAUAGCCAACGCUCAACUCAACGCACAACAAAAUCUAAUACCCAUUCUAGAUACUAAUUCGCUGCUAUCUUUAAUGGCUCAGAACAUUAGCAAUACGGGACGAUCCCAAGAACAUCGAAGGCAAGGAAAACGAAAACAACGCAAAAGGAAAUUAAAAAAGGUGCACGAAGAACUAGACCUAAUCGAAACAGAUACCAAUUUGGUGAUUGUAAAUAAGCCCUCAAAUGGUACUGUAAAUAAUCCAACUUUGCCACCUCCACCAACUCCUCCUCCACCGCCGCCACCUCCUCCUCCACCGCCACCACCUCCUCCUCCUCCGCCACCACCACCUCCUCCACCUCCACCACCUCCACCACCGGGUCCAGCUCCUCCCCCUCCUCCUCCACCACCACCACCUCCACCGGGACCACCAGCAGGACCACCGCCAGCAGCCGCACCUGCAGUGGCAAAUCGCAGAAAGCCCCAACCGUCGAAUAUGAUAAACAAUCCCGUUUCGGCCCAUAAUAAUCCCUUUAAUGGAGCAGUUGUUGUAUUAAGUCCAGGUCUACAAUCUCUAAAUUCCAAUAAUAUUGCCGAUUUACAAAGACUCCGAUUGCAAGCGAUCAACUCAAACUCAAAUACCCAUGUCCAGUCACAACAAACCUUUAUACCUGACCUUAAUUCAAAUUCUUACUUUUCGCUAAUCGCACAGAACAGUGGCAAUUCAGGACGAGCCCAGCGUCAUGGUGGUAGAAAACGGAAACAACGUGUUAGGAAAAUGCGAAAAGUGAAACGAAAGCGAUUCUAUUAA